GACCAGAUGCUGGGAUGUGAUCCUACAAAACGCAAGAUGAUGAAUGAAGGCAAGUCUCUAGCUGAAGCUCUGCAUUCUGCCAAGACCGAGAGUCGUGUCACUGUUGGUGUCUAUGAGUGCGCAAAGAUAAUGAACGAUGAUCCGGACAGCGUGUCUUUCUGCGUUCUGGCUACUGAUGACUUCGAUUGUGACAUCGCUCUCCAAAUUCACUUUACUCUAAUUCAAGCGUUUUGCUUUGAAAACGACAUCAGCAUUGUAAGAGUGAACGACAUCAAAACGCUUGCUGAAAUUGUCGGAGAAAAGGGUCAAUCUGAGGAUUUUCACUGCGUUCUUAUUACGAACUCAAGCGACGGCUCGUGGGAAGACCCUGCUCUGGAGAAGCUGCACAUGUUCUGUGAAGAAAGUCGCAGCUAUAACGAGUGGGUUCCAGAGAUCACUCUCCCUGCACGUUGAUCUGGGACUUUACCCGUCUCUCCUGAGAUGCUGUAAAGCUUAAGGAAUACUCUGCUCAUCCUUUGAUUCAAGGAUGAUGAUGUUUCCACAUCCCUGGAUGCUCCUGAGGAGGCUUAUUACUCCAGGCAGCGCGAGGCAGACCCGAGUGGCCCUCGCGGUUACGUCGCUUCUCGUCUCGUCCAUGCCAAGAUGACCCUCAUUCUUUAUGUGAACGAGGUCAGGUAUGCGACGAGAGCGACAAAAUGGCCCUCAUUCUUUGUGCGGAUGAGGUUUGGAGAGGAAGGAGAAGCGAGUUUUGCGUCUGUGCCACAGAGCAAAUUUCGCAUGCGUUGGACACGCAGAGGACGCGGCGGUGCGUCGAAGCAAAGUUUUUAAAAAUGGACUUAACAUCAUGAACAUUUUUAAAAAUGAAAUUGCUGCACAAUAUAACGUACUUUAUUGU
Messenger RNA from Electrophorus electricus (electric eel), 895 nucleotides. RefSeq names its product growth arrest and DNA damage-inducible protein GADD45 gamma-like. NCBI's taxonomy places the organism in Eukaryota, Metazoa, Chordata, Actinopteri, Gymnotiformes, Gymnotidae. Gene Ontology annotation, cellular component: nucleus; cytoplasm. Gene Ontology annotation, biological process: regulation of cell cycle. The record is from RefSeq and is a predicted model, not a curated record.